Geodia barretti is the source of this 2961-nucleotide messenger RNA. NCBI's taxonomy places the organism in Eukaryota, Metazoa, Porifera, Demospongiae, Tetractinellida, Geodiidae. The record is from the annotation of a GenBank genome assembly.
GUGUCUCUAUCUUUAGAAGAACUUACCUUUGACCUCUGUUCUGAUGGAGAAUAUUCAUUUGAAGUUUCUACCUCACCCAUUCCUAUCACUACACAUGAUGUGCAGAGGGCCACAGUUUCUAGUGUCAGAGAUGAUAGUGAGAUCAUUGUGACUGCAGAGUUUCUCAAAAACACGACAGCCAGAGGAUGUUUUGUGGUGCUGCAGUCUGGGAAUGAGUCCACUGCUGAUGUGUUCAGAGUCUUGCUAAGACCUGGACCUAACACCACCCUGCUGACUAGCACCAUCAGUGACACACCAUCAUCAACAUACAGAGCCCUUUUCUAUGACCUGGAGGAAGAUGGACUCCCUAAUAGGAGCCCAGCAUAUCAACCAAACAAUGUCAUUACUGUUAAUAGGAACGACUUGGUGGUUCAGAUGAGGUGUGGGUUCAAAGAAGGUAUAGAGGGAGCCUCAUGUGUCCUGGUCUAUCGAGAGCAUGGUAACAAGACACUAGUGGUGGAGGAAUAUCCUCUGAACACUGUCUUCCCUGUGAUUCUGACUGUUGAUGGAGAUCAAUACACAUUCGCAGUCUUUGGAAAGAGCAGUUUUGAUUUAGAAGAAAGACCGAUUGUAACAGAGCUGUCAGAACUAGUACCACAACACACACAGACUGAAGUAAUCACUUCAGAUGAGGAAGGGAUAAUGGAUACGCAAGUUGUUGCCAAUAUCCAUAGGUACGGCACUAGCAGGUGUUAUGAUAUGUCUCACAGCAGUGUUGGUGCUAAUGGUGGUAGUCAGACAGUGCCACGCCCACAGGAAGAAGCGAUCUGCAGGUAUAUAGGGUGGGUGUGGUGUGUGACUGUGUGUCAUGUGAACUCUCCUCCAGCGCCAGUGGCAGUGUAUGAUGAGGUAGUUCUUCCCCUGACCACCACCUCCUCCAUUCCAACUGAGCCGUCUCACACUACUACCAUCCCCACUACUGGCAAUGUGGCCUAUGAGACCACAACUCCCAUCAACACUGCUCAUAAUAGUAAUCCCACCAGAGAACUUUGUAGUAGCUGGAGAGUCACUCCUGAUGUAGAUGAUGAUGGUCUUGUCAUUGAAGAGCCUCCAUCACCAGAAGGACCAGAUGUCACCUACCAACUCCGUGCUGACAAUAGAUAUUCGUUCAUGGUGUCCCUUUCUAUUUUCACUACUACAAAUGAUGUCCAGAGUGCUGCCGCUGCCACCACCAAGGGUACCAAUAAUGAGAUCACUUUUACUGGAGAGUUCAUUGAAAGCACAACGGCUCAAGGAUGUUUCGUAGUUUUAGAGUGUGAAUAUGGAAACCCUGAUGUGUUCAGAGCCCUACUACUGCCUGAUGACUCCAGCACUUCUGUGCAGAAUCACAUCGCUGAUGCAGAAUCUCAAUUUCUAAACAAUGGCAGUUUGUACUGGAAUGAGACAGCAGUGAAAAUGAAUUCAGUGUUGGUGCUACUGGUGGUAGUCAGACAGUGCCACACCCACAGGAAGAAGCAAUCUGCAGUACCAGUGGCAGUGUAUGAUGAGGUAGUUCCAACCCCUACCACCACCUCCUCCAUUCCAACUGAGCCGUCUCACACUACUACCAUCCCCACUACUGGCAAUGUGGCCUAUGAGACCACAACUCCCAUCAACACUGCUCAUAAUUGUUCUUGUAUACCACCACCAGUAUUAGCUAUUGAGUCAUCGACAGUGAUCUUGGAACCAGAUGGGCCUGACUCUCUUGUAGGUGAUCUGAGUGACACCAACAAUGCCAGCUCAGUGACCAUCUCGUGGAGUGCUCCAUUCUCUCUGGAUGUGACUGGUGUUGAUCCUGAUAUCUGGUACUCUGUCCUCAUCUACAAUGUGACAGAUGAGAACAACCCAACAGCCAUCCUCUGUACUGACUGUAUCAAUAUCACUGAGACACACUACACCUUCACUCCUGAAUGCUUUAAUAAGUACAACAUCUCUGUUGUACCUAUCAAUGGAGCUGGCCAGGGAGAGACGAGUGGAAUGGUUCCAGUUAUAGAGACCCACAUUGAAGCUCUCUCAAGGAGUGAAUGCAGAGUUACUCUUUCUUCUUCAGAAGAAUUUUCUGGUUUAUGUAACUUCAACAUUUCCCUUGACGGAAUGUAUACCUGUCACAGCUUCCCACAGGAGCCUCAUUCAUUGGGAGGAGAACUAGCCAUCUGUGACCUUGCUGCUGAUACAGAAUAUUCCUUGCCACUGACUCUGUUCUAUGAUGCUGGAGGAAUGACUACCAUAGUCAUCAAUUUCACUACAUUCGAUGUCCAGAACGCCACUGUCAAUGCUGCCAGUAAUGGGAUCGUUGUAACUGUCAAUUUCAUCGCCAACACAACAGCCACUGGAUGUUUUACAGUACUACAGUCUGAGGAUGGGUCACCUGAUGAGUUCAGAGCUCUAUCAAGACCUGAGUCGGAAACUACUCUUGUAGCUACCAUAGACAAUGUACCACCUUCAACAUACACAGCACUGUUUUAUGACCUGGAGCAAGAUGGACUACCCAAUAGCAAUGUGGCAUAUGUAGGGAGCCAAAUUACUGUGGCUGGAGCAGCAGUGAAUGUCAGGUGUGAGUUCAAAGAAGGUAUAGAGGGAGCCUCAUGUGUCCUGGUCUAUCGAGAGUAUGAUAACAAGACACUAGUGGUGAAGGAAUAUCCUCAGAACACUGUCUUCCCUGUGACUCUGACUGUUGGUGGAGAUCUUGAGAAAUACACAUUUGCCCUCUUUGGGCGAAAUAAUUCUGAUAUUGAUGGAAGACCGAUUGUUACAAAAAAGUUAUUUGCAUCACCUUCUACAUCGUCACCUUCUACACCGUCACCUACUCUUGAACCCACAGUGCCACCUAGAGGUCCUGCAGGAUCAUUAUUUGUCUUGCAAUUUAAUGUGGCACAACUUUGCUAUCAUGAACUAUGGCUUUUAUAUAGGUGAAAACAGCUCCAACUUGACUCUAGUUUUCAC